UGUCGCCAUCUUUCUUUUCUCCGUUUGUGAGUUCUGCGAGUAACAUCGUUUGUCAAAAGGAAAUAAGAUUCUUUAAUUAAAUUUUCAUUAAUUAACCGAGAAGGUUUGAUUUUUUUUUUUGCUAUUUUUGUCGGCAAAUUUUUAUUAAUCUCUAAACAAUGGAAAACGACGCAGGUGAACUUGUUGACUUGUACUGUCCACGAAAAUGCUCAGCGAGUAACAGCAUCAUUCACGCCAAGGAUCAUGCUUCAAUUCAACUCACUUUGGCUGAUGUUGAUCCAGAAACUGGUCGCAUGAGCGAUACUUUUAAAAUGUAUGCCAUUUGCGGACAAAUCAGGCGAAUGGGUGAAUCCGAUGACUGUAUUGGCAGACUAAGCAAAACAGACGGAAUCCUCGCGAAAAACUUUUAAUUUAACGAAGGAUGUAUAAUAAUUAUAAAUAAAAAAGGAAAAGAAAAAUUUUGGAAGUUUUAA
Molecule: messenger RNA, 473 nt
Organism: Leptopilina boulardi
Lineage: Eukaryota; Metazoa; Arthropoda; Insecta; Hymenoptera; Figitidae
Gene: RpS21
Product: 40S ribosomal protein S21
Exons: 3
Coding region: 159-410 (83 amino acids)
Biological process (GO): translation; endonucleolytic cleavage to generate mature 3'-end of SSU-rRNA from (SSU-rRNA, 5.8S rRNA, LSU-rRNA); endonucleolytic cleavage in ITS1 to separate SSU-rRNA from 5.8S rRNA and LSU-rRNA from tricistronic rRNA transcript (SSU-rRNA, 5.8S rRNA, LSU-rRNA)
Cellular component (GO): cytosolic small ribosomal subunit; ribosome
Molecular function (GO): structural constituent of ribosome
Source: RefSeq, a predicted model, not a curated record